AUGAGGAAGAAAACCAUUGUUAAAAGGCCUCCUCGUGAAAAAGUUUACAAGCUUCCUUCAAAAACAAAGCCUUCUACUCGUUCAAGAGAUCAGACCUUCACUCCCUCACCUUCUCCUCCUACCUCUCCUCCUCGUUCUAAUCCCAUGGCGCAGACCAAGACCACACCAAGAUAUCCUGCCUCUGCCAAGCCGAUGCCACCACCAAAUGCAACGCCUUCCAAACCAAGCUCUUCGAAACCUAGCUCAUCCAAGGGAAAGUGCCCUACUGCUGAAGAACCUGUUCCUGAGUCAACACAACCUAAGCCAAGGUCUGUUCCAUUGUGUUCACAAAGAGGUAACCCUCGUCUCCCUCUCAAAUCAGUUAGAGAACCAGACAUUGAUCCUUUUGCUCACAAAUCUCACUUCAUGACUUCUCACUCAAACUAUAACUCCCAUCGAUUCAAAUCUGCCAUGAACCACGAUUUUUAUGAAGGAGAGAUUCAGUAUCGUACUAUGUGCCCCCCCUUUUCUUGCUGA
Arachis ipaensis is the source of this 516-nucleotide messenger RNA. NCBI's taxonomy places the organism in Eukaryota, Viridiplantae, Streptophyta, Magnoliopsida, Fabales, Fabaceae. The record is from RefSeq and is a predicted model, not a curated record.